Molecule: messenger RNA, 2101 nt
Organism: Crotalus tigris (Tiger rattlesnake)
Lineage: Eukaryota; Metazoa; Chordata; Lepidosauria; Squamata; Viperidae
Product: cytochrome P450 3A9-like
Biological process (GO): steroid metabolic process; oxidative demethylation
Molecular function (GO): iron ion binding; heme binding; oxidoreductase activity, acting on paired donors, with incorporation or reduction of molecular oxygen
Source: RefSeq, a predicted model, not a curated record
CCACAAUUCUCAACGAUUUGAAUCUGUAGUACUUUCUGACAACAUUUUCCCUCAAACCAUCAAUCUUUCCAAAAGCAGAAGGAGUAACUCAAGGUCCUCAAAAUCCAGGAUGGAUCACCUUCCAUAUUUCUCACUAGAGACUUGGACACUUCUCAUUUUAUUCCUUGGCCUUCUGAUGUUAUACGGCGUCUGGCCUUAUGGAGUCUUCAGGAAGUUGGGCAUUCCGGGCCCGAUGCCUCUCCCGUUCAUCGGUACGGCCUUCGGGUUUCGUUAUGGAAGAUCCAAUUUUGAUAUGGUCUGUUAUAAAAUAGGUAAAAUGUGGGGGACUUACGAUGGACGACGGCCCAUUCUGGCUAUAACUGACCCUGAGAUAAUUAAAAUUGUACUGAUAAAAGAGAGUUAUUCCACCUUCCUGAAUCGUGGGAAUUUUGCUCCCCGUGGCCAGUUGAAGACAUCCAUUGUGACAGCAGAAGAUGAGCAGUGGAAGAGGAUUCGGACAGUUCUUUCGCCCACUUUCACCAGUGGAAAGCUAAAAGAGAUGUUUCCCAUCAUUCAGAACUAUGUGAAAAAUUUAUUAGUGCUUUUGCAGAAGAAAGCAGAUCGAGAAGAACUGGUGGACGUUAAAAAAAUCUUUGGUGCCUACAGUAUGGAUGUGGUCACAAGCACCUCUUUUGGUGUCGACACGGAUGCCAUGAACAACCCCAAAGACCCCUUUGUCCAACAGGCACAAAAACUGAUGACGGCUGACUUCCUUUCUCCACUGUUUAUUUUAUUAUAUGUUGCCCCAUGGCUAACCCCUCUUCUUGAAAAGAUGAAUGUAAAUAUUUUUUCCAACGAGUCCGUGGAAUUCUUCGCAAGGUCCAUAACAAAACUGAAAGAGAAGAGGGCCAAAGAGGGUCCAAUGGGAAGAGUGGAUUUCUUGCAACUGAUGAUAGAAUCUCAAAACUCACUGACAAGCCAUGAGAUGAAUGGUGUCAAUCACACCUAUAAAGGUUUGACUGACAGUGAGAUUCUGGCUCAAGCAAUUAUCUUCAUCUUUGCUGGCUAUGAGACCAUUAGCAGUGCCCUCGGUUAUUUGACAUAUGAACUGGCCAUCCAUCCUGACAUACAGCAAAAACUUCAGGAAGAGAUUGAUAUAGUUCUGCCUAACAAGGCUCCAAUCACCUAUGAUACCCUUAUGCAAAUGGAGUAUCUGGAUAUGGUCCUCAGCGAAACUCUACGAAAGCAUCCAAGCACCAGGCGACUUCAAAGAGUGUGCAAGAAAACCAUCAAAUUAAAUGGAAUCACCAUCCCCAAAGGGAUGUUCAUUAUGAUUCCUCCCACCAUCUUGCACUAUGAUCCAGAAUACUGGCCUGAACCUGAUCAAUUUAGACCUGAAAGAUUCAGCAAAGAGGUCAAGGAGAAGAUCAACCCCUAUACUUACUUGCCUUUUGGAGCCGGUCCUAGGAAUUGUAUCGGGAUGAGAUUCGCUCUCAUUACCAUGAAGGCCGCCGUAGCCAGGUUGAUGCAGCAUUUCACCUUCCAGCCCUGCAAAGAAACUCAGAUCCCACUGGUGUUAGCCACAAAAGGGAUCUUCAGAAGACCUACAAAACCCAUCACCUUGAAGAUCGUUCACAGGACCUAAACCAAGGAGAUUUAACUGUAUGAAGAUCCCUGCUCAUAAAGAUGGAUGAAAUCUGCCAGGUUCGCUGUUUCUCGAGUUGCUUUGUUUUGUAACUCGCGUUUUAUCUCUGCCAUUCCACUAAAUCGUUUUCUAUAUAUUCACCCCCUCAAGUGAAAUUAAUGAAAUUCUUCCUUGGUUGGACCAGCUGAUAGGAGAAGACCAGAACAGUUCAAAAUCAGGGUCCAGUCAGGCCAGGAGAGCCAAUUGGCCUUUGAAAUCAUAAAGAUUUCAUGAUGAUAACAGAGACUUUUAUUCUUAUUUCUUGUGUAAUGUUUGCUUGGAAUCCUGUACAAGUACUUCAUAACUAGUUAUGUGGAGAAAUAACAAGAAUUUAAUAAGAGUAAAUUACAUUUUCCUGUGGCAUACAAAUGUAAAAUCUGAAGAGGGCAACUGCUCUCCAAGAAAGAGUUCUUCAUAAUAAAGAAACUCUAAAGAUAA